Spirodela intermedia is the source of this 2862-nucleotide messenger RNA. The record is from the annotation of a GenBank genome assembly. Lineage: Eukaryota; Viridiplantae; Streptophyta; Magnoliopsida; Alismatales; Araceae.
AUGGAGCGGGCCAUCCUUCUGGUGGCCUUCGUCGCUCUUGGCUUCCUCGCCGUCUCGGCUCGCGGCGAGGUCGUCGAGCACACCUUCCGGGUAAGCGCCAUGCACAGGCUCCUCGUCCUCUUUCCCUUCCAUUCUCUCUGUCGAUCGACUCGACGGACCGAGGCUCCGUGCUAAAGCUCGCGAUCAUCCCGACACCACGUAGUUAAGCCUUUUCGCUCAGCAGAUAAUGCGGUUCCUUGGAUCACGAGCGAUCUCAAUCGCCUACAGAGCUGCUUAUCUUCCCGACAAACAACCAUGUAGAGCUUCGUGUAGAGCCCUAAGAGCUGGUUGUCGUCGAUUAGGGUGAUCUCUUCGAGUCUCUACUUGGGUAGCCUUCGAGUUCUAGGCUGACAUCUCCAGGAAGAAUAUGCACGCCCAUGGCGCGUCUUAAGUCUUCAUUCUACGUGAUGCUGUCCUUAUCAGUCGGUACACAUACGACCCAGCAAACAUACGACCCGGCUGGCCACUUUACCGAACCCGCAGGGUUUCUCUUAUUUAUUAUCCCCUCUGUCGAGUUUGCUCCGUCAAACCGUUUCCUUCGCUUUGGUGUUCGCUCAGGUUGGAAACCUAACGAUCCGCAAGCUGUGCCAAGAGAGGACGGUGGUGGCUGUCAAUGGUCACUUUCCCGGGCCCUCCAUCACAGCCCAUGAAGGCGACUCCGUCGUCGUUCACGUUAUCAACGGCUCCCCAUACAACAUCACCCUCCACUGGUAUGAAACAUCAUCAUCCUCCAUCUACCGGCAAUUUAAAGUCAAAUACGGUAUCGUUGGGGGGCGGGGGAGGGGGGACUUUGCUGACGGAAUCUGUGGCUCAGGCACGGCAUAUUCCAGCUGCUGACAGCGUGGGCGGACGGACCGGGAUACGUGACCCAGUGCCCCAUCCCCCCCGGGGGCCGCUACACAUACAGCUUCAACAUCAUCGGCCAGGAGGGCACCCUGUGGUGGCACGCCCACUCCUCCUACCUCCGCGCUACCGUCUACGGGUCGUUCACCAUCUACCCUCGCGCCGGGCCCGGCGCCUACCCCUUCCCCAAGCCCUACAGAGAAGUACCUCUCCUUCUCGGUAAGUGACGACGUCGAUCGAACUUUGAUCCUCAUUCUCCUCACUUUAAACACGGAAAACAUUGAAAUCACGUUAUUUCUCUUCGUGUGUUUUUUAUGACCUUCGAUUAAAGCCCGUCGCUUGUUGACAAAUCUGUUCAAAACCCGAAAAUUAGCAGAUCAUCCCCCAUUUGACCAAUCAACCAUACGCGGGCACAGGGAGAUUAAGGCGACGUGAUUGAUAAUACACUGUUUAUUGUUUUUUCCGUGAGUUGUGACUUCGAUGUGUUGGGCAGGCGAGUGGUGGAACGCCAACGUCGUCGAUGUCGAGGAGGAAUCUCUCUCCACCGGCGGAGCGCCAAACAUCUCCGAUGCCUUCACUAUUAACGGGAGGCCGGGAGAUUUGUACCCUUGCUCUCGGGACCGUGAGUAAAAUUACCCUCCAUUCGCCAAUAAUAACUUUCAAUUUACCAUGCUUAGUAUAGAAGUAACCAUCAUCAAUGUAACUAAAAUACGGUCCCAUGCAUCUUGUUUGGCCAGAAACUUUCAAGCUCAGGGUGGUGCACGGGAAGACCUACUUGCUGAGGAUCGUCAACGCUGCACUCAAUCAGGAGCUCUUCUUCAUGGUGGCCGGCCACAGCCUCACGGUGGUCGCCAUAGACGCCAGUUACACCGUGCCGUACCCCACCGACGUGGUGGUGAUUGCCCCUGGACAGACCGUGGACGCUCUCCUCGACGCCACUGCCGCCCCGGGCCGGUACUAUAUGGCGGCGCAUACCUACGCCAGCGUCGCCGGCGUACCCUUCCCCAAUACCACCACAACCGGCAUAUUAUACUAUGAGUCCUCGCCGCCGUCGUCUUCUCCGCCGAUCAUGCCGGCCCUCCCUGCCUUCAACGACACCCCCACCGCUCACAAGUUCUACACCAAUCUGUCGGCGCUCCUGCGCCCGUGUGACCCCCAAGUCCCCCUCGCCGUCGACGAGGAGAUGUUCAUUACAUUUGGGCUGGGCCUGGUUCCCUGCGACAGGAAGAACAGCACAUGUGCCGGUCCCUUCGGAGAGAAGUUUGCGGCCUCCAUGAGCAACAACUCCUUCCAACUCCCCACUGAGCUGUCUCUGCUUCAGGCCCACUUCUUCAAGGUGCCCGGCGUUUUCACGCUGGACUUCCCCGACCGGCCGCCGGUAGUCUUCAACUAUACGAGCCCCAACGUCACCCUCGACGUGGGGCUGCUGCAGACGGUGAAGCAGACGAGGGGAAAAAGGUUCAAGUACAACUCCACGGUGGAGGUGGUGCUGCAGAACACGGCACUGCUCGGCACGGAGAACCACCCCAUACACCUACACGGGUUCAACUUCUUCGUCUUGGCGCAGGGGUUCGGCAAUUACAACCCCACCGUCGCCAAGAGGAGCUUCAACCUGGUCCAUCCUCAGGUGCGGAAUACCAUAGCGGUGCCCGCCGGCGGCUGGGCCGUCAUCCGUUUCGUUGCUAAUAACCCUGGUGAGGAUACAUAUUCCAAAACUUUGAGUUAUAGCCCGCGAAGAUCAUUAUUUUUCCAAGUUCCGACUCUCUUAUCUCCUCCCAGUUACCGAUAGUCGAAAACGGGUUUCUUUCGUUCCUUGGUAUCGCUGACAGUUUGUGGCCUGGAACCGCAGGUGUCUGGUUCAUGCACUGUCACAUAGACGCCCACAUGCCCUGGGGCCUUGGGUUGGUUUUCGUGGUGGAAGACGGGCCCACCCCAUCGUCGAAGCUCCCCCCGCCGCCCGCCGACCUCCCCCGCUGCUAA